This is a messenger RNA of Pseudozyma flocculosa PF-1, 1671 nucleotides long. RefSeq lists its product as uncharacterized. NCBI's taxonomy places the organism in Eukaryota, Fungi, Basidiomycota, Ustilaginomycetes, Ustilaginales, Ustilaginaceae. Gene Ontology annotation, cellular component: cytoplasm; nucleus. The record is from RefSeq and is a predicted model, not a curated record. Gene Ontology annotation, biological process: proteasome-mediated ubiquitin-dependent protein catabolic process. The transcript has 4 exons. Bases 1 to 1671 code for a protein of 556 amino acids.
AUGCCACCUUCGUCCUCCAAGCACCACAGUAACGGCGCCGCCUCGGCCGCGGCCGCGACUCUUUCGGGCCGUGCCGACCAGGUCGACCUCACUUCGCCCGCCAACCUGCGCAAGCUGGUGCUCAACUACCUCGUGCAUCACUGCUACGCCGACACCGCCUCGGCCUUUGCCAACGACGGCAUCUCGGGCUACCUCGCCGGCCCCAGCAGCGCAGCAGACGGACUGACCGCCGCCUCGACCGACGAACAGCCUGCUGCACCCUCACCAUCCGGCAGCCGCGCUGCCGCCUCUUCUUCUUCUUCCAGCUCUCGCGCUAGCCGCACAAACGACGCCGCCUCGGCCUCACCCUCACAAUCCGCAUCGCGCUCCUCGGCCCCGGCCACGGCCACGGGCAGGCAGGCCCAUCCCCUCUCUGCGCCCCCGCUCUCCCGCCAGGACUCUUCAAUGGAGGUCGAAGCCGACAGCCUCCUUGCCCUCGCCACCAGUGCAUCCUCCUCUUCCGCCGCCGCCACGACAAGGGGAGAUCACAACGGCAGCGCACCCACCGCCAUGGACGAGGACGUCUCCAUGGGAGAGGCGACAUCCGCCAGCCAUGCAGCCAACGGUCAGUCGCAAGCGGCUCCAGGCUCAUCCAAGACGGCCGUCAACGGCAGCAGGUAUGCGUCAGCUCGUGCGGGCGCAGCGGGCGACCUGGGCGCACAGGGCAACGCCGACGAGCAGAGCGACCUGCCAGCAGCAGAGCUCCGGGCAGUCAAGAUCCGCAAGGAGAUCCGGGAUCACAUUGUCAACGGACGCAUCCGCGUCGCCAUCGACCUGUGCAACACCCACUUCCCCGCGGUGCUCAAUACCGAUGCGGCCAGGAUCGUGACGCUCGACCGCGAUGCAGGCCAGGUGGCGACGUCCUCGACGGCCACCGACCGCGUGCUCCCGGCCAAUCCGACAUCGCUUGACCCGGCACACCUGCUGCUCAACCUCCAGAUCCAGGUGUUUAUCGAGAUUAUCCGCUCCGCCACGUCGUCGUCGUCGGGCAUGGCUGGUAGCUCGGCGUCGCUGCCGCCAGGCUCGUCUCCGCAGAUCAGCUCGUCGGGCUACCUGCCGUCGUCGCUGGCAGCCGCCAACACGCCCGGGAUCGCCGCGGCAUCCAUCUCUCGCGCCGCCUCGCCGGCGCCCUCGUCGAGCUGCUCGUCGGCCGGGUCGGGGACCUCGGCGACGGGGGGUGCGGCGGCCGUCAAUCCGGCGCUGCACUCGGCGCUGGCCGUGGCUCAGGGCCUGUACUCGAGCGCGCAGAAGCUGCCGAGCUACUGGCGCGCCAUGUACCUCAAGGAGCUCGAGCAGGUGACGGCGCUGCUGGCCUAUCCCGACGUCGAGCACAGCCCGGUACGCAAGUUCCUCCACCGGUCGCGGAAAGUGGCGCUGGCCGAGCAGGUCAACAGCGCCAUCCUCUACCGGACCGGCAAGCCGUCGCAGCCGCUGAUUGAGUCGGCGGUGCGGCAGACGGCGUUCACCUAUGCCGGGCUCAAUAGCGACAAGGUGGCGGUGCCGAGCGGGCACCCUGUGUUUUCGGUGGCCGGGUGUCCUGCAGGGCCGUACGAGGAGACGCAGUCCAAGAAGAAUGGCGGAGGCAAGAUCUUGCCUCCGUGGAACUUCCGCAGCUUCCUGGCUGAGCGUUAG